Rhododendron vialii is the source of this 2188-nucleotide messenger RNA. Its product is annotated as raucaffricine-O-beta-D-glucosidase-like. The transcript is spliced from 13 exons. Bases 116 to 1741 code for a protein of 541 amino acids. The record is from RefSeq and is a predicted model, not a curated record. Gene Ontology annotation, biological process: carbohydrate metabolic process. NCBI's taxonomy places the organism in Eukaryota, Viridiplantae, Streptophyta, Magnoliopsida, Ericales, Ericaceae. Gene Ontology annotation, molecular function: beta-glucosidase activity.
UGCACGCCUAUAUAAACCCAAGUUUGUAAGCUCCAAAAAAACCCACAACACUACAAGCUAUACAUAAGCUCCUUUGUCUUCAGUAACGAGUGCUAUUACUUGCAAAAAAUAAGCAAUGGAGGCUCAAGGCAAUGGCUAUGGUAAUGGAAAGCACUUGCCAAUUAUUGGCAACGGCUUUCCUUCAAUCCAUCGUGUCUCUUUCACCGAUGAUUUUGUUUUUGGCGCGGCAUCAGCUGCUUUUCAGUAUGAAGGCGCGGCAAAGGAAGGGGGUCGUGGCCCAAGCAUUUGGGAUGAUUUCACCAAGAGAUGGCCUGGUAGGAUCACUGAUGGCAGUAACGGAAACACGGCUGUUGAUUUUUAUCGUCAAUUUAAGGAAGAUGUGAAGAUCAUGAAGAAAAUGGGUUUGGAGGCCUUUAGAUUCUCAAUCUCAUGGUCCAGAAUCUUGCCUUGUGGACAGCUAAACCUGGGUAUAAACAAGGAAGGGAUCCGGUUUUACAAUGAUCUAAUUGAUGAGCUUAUAGCAAAUGGUAUAACACCAUUUGUGACUCUGUUCCAUUGGGACGUUCCCCAAGCUUUGGAAGAUGCAUAUGGCGGCUUUCUAAGUUCUAAAAUAGUGGCCGACUUUUGUGACUACGUGGAUCUUUGCUUUUGGGAGUUUGGUGAUCGAGUGAAACAUUGGAUCACACUAAAUGAGCCAUGGAGCUUCAGUAAGUAUGGGUAUGCAACUGGUGCGUUCGCACCAGGUCGAGGCACUACUGCCGAAAGGCCUGUUACAUCUUCGACUGAAGAUAGCACAUGGAGUUUCGAGCCGUCGCAUCGAUCUAUUACAAGUGCUCAAUCGGAACCAUUUGACAAUGGGAAUCCUGCUACAGAACCUUACAUAGUCACGCACAACCUUCUUCUUGCUCAUGCAGCUGCAGUAGAGCUCUAUAGAAAAAACUAUCAGGCAUGCCAAAAGGGGAAGAUUGGAAUCACUAAUGUGGUAACCUGGAUGGAGCCUUACACUGAUUCGAAAGCUGAUAUCGAUGCUGCACAACGAGCACUAGAUUUCAAGUUGGGAUGGUUUGUGAAUCCAGUGGUAAAUGGUUGUUAUCCGCAAUCCAUGAGAAAAUUUGUAGGAAACCGACUACCCGAAUUCUCAGAUACUGAAUCCGAGAAAUUGAAAGGAUCAUACGAUUUUCUCGGAAUAAAUUACUAUACUGCCCAGUAUGUAGCAGAUGCAUCACACAGUCAAGUUGAAAAGUUAAGCUACAUCACAGAUCCCAAGGUUAAGUACUCAAGUGUGCGGAAUGGGGUUCCGAUUGGUCCACAGGCUAGUUGUGGUUGGAUCUACAUGUAUCCACAAGGAAUUUAUGAAAUUAUGAUGUACAUAAAGAAAAAGUACAAUAACCCGGUCAUUUAUAUCACAGAGAAUGGGUUGGGCGAAGAGAGUAGUUUAAAAAACAGAUUCACAGAAGCAAGAGUGGAUGAAAUGAGGACAAAUUACCACAUUGAUCAUCUCCGUUGCCUUCGGGAAUCAAUUGAUGAUGGCGUUAGGGUGAAGGGUUACUUUGUGUGGUCGCUGUUUGACAACUUCGAAUGGGCUGUUGGUUACACUAAUCGUUUUGGAAUGAUUUAUAUUGAGUUCAGAGAUGGAAAUUUCACAAGGUAUCCGAAAGGAUCAGCCAUAUGGUACAUGAAUUUCCUCAAGGAUAAGGGCGCCGAAGCCCUCAAAAAACAACUUCCUGUUCCCGGCAAAUAAAUAAUUCUUCUUUGCUGUUGAUUUUAUGUUCCGUCUUUCGGUUGUCCUCCCCAUAACUUAGUUCAACGAUUUCUGUUUUCGUGUGUUUGUACCCAAAUAAGUGAAGGUGGACUCCAAUCCUGGUGGAGGGUGUUCCAACUGGAGCAUGUUAGAUGGGUCGUAAGGAGAGAGAGUUGGCUUUGUCUGGCAUUGAAGAAGGCAAUUGGGAAGUAAUGAGAGUGUUGAGCUGUGCAGGUGUUGUGCAUGUGUAUUGCAUAAAUAAGUAUCUUUGUAUUGUGUUCAAAGUGUGGGUAAAAGAGAAGAAAAGAGAGCAGAGAGUAUGAGUUUGUGUGUGAGAUGAAAGUAUGUAUGAGAGGAGAGCUGCGAGAGGUCUGAGUGAUUGAAUUGUAAUUUUGCUUGUGUUUGUUUAAAGAUCAAUAAAAGUAGUGUGUGUUUGAGUGAGGAAAA